ACUUAAGUAUUUCUGCCUUACCAAACAUUGUGCUCAUUACUUUACCUUCCUCCUCUCUGUUUUUUGUCCAGUCAUAUAUUUUCUCUCAUUUUUGUUCCCUUUUCAUAUAUCUUCUUCUUACAUCUUUUUUCCCCUCUGUGUCAUUCUUUUUAAACCCUGUCCUUCUGUCUCUCCUUUCUGACAUCUCACUUCUGUCCACUGCCUAACUCAACCUUCCUCUUGCCAUUUCUUCUGUUCCUUUGGUCACUGCCCUUUUCCUCCCUUACAUUUACAUAUAUUUUACUUUAAUAUUAUGCAUAUAUAGGUAUACAUAUAUUUCCACUCCACAUCUUUCGCUCUCGAGCUGAAAACAAGAAAUUACUCAUGCUGAUAGUCUGGUCCUAUUUCAUCCCUUUCUUAGCACCUGAAGUGCACUGCUCCUGCCCAUCCUCAAACAUCUGUAUUGGGUAGACUGAAGAAUUAAGUGUGUGGGAAAUGUUCCUAAAUUCAGAUGUGUACUUGAGCAAGCAUCUUGCUGAGGCUGCACUGUGAACAGAGCAGAUGUUGUGUUCCCACUGACAGUACCAGAGGAGGACUUCAAGCCCCUCGAACUCAAGAACCUAAUGACAUUCUUUUUAUGUUUCUCAUUUUCAGGGUUGGGGUUUUUUUGUAAAUAAAAAUACUUAAAUUUUAAGUGAAGGACACUGCCAUAUCCUUGAAAUAUGUCUUGGAUGCUGGACUGACCCAAAAUAAGACCUCACAAAACAUUUUUCUUUUUUUUCCCCCCAAUUGUUUUGCUUUAUGCAUGUGUUAAGCCAUUUUUGUGCUGCUAUUAGAAGAAAUAGCUGCGCAAAAGUGGCUUAACAAAUGCAAAAAGUGGAGAAAUGCUUUCUCCUCAGCAGAGCUAAGCUCUUCCUCUGAAAAGGGUUCUGUGUGGGGUGAGACUGGGAUUUCAGCUUGUCAGCUUUCCUUUUUUCUGGAGCCAGAGGGAGAGAAGAGAGCUGUGACUGCAGUAUCAUAUGCAUUGGGUGGGAGAUGGAAGAAUAGAUGCAUAAUCCAAAAAUGCUACAUUAACCUCAGAGGAUGGGGGGAAGAGUUGUUUAAUAUUUUUUUCCUUUGACUGUCUCUGACAACAAACACCAUCAUUGGGAAUCAAAGGCAAUUGUUAGAUUUUGCUAUUUAGAUAAGAGUCUCAGUUUUAAAAAAUAUAAUUUAUUAUUUAAACUACUUUUUUUUGUUGUCGUUCAAAGAGCUUACUACUAACUGGCUGGAAUGAAAACAGCUCCAUCCCACGGAUUCCACCUCUGCUUUCUGGCAGCUUACCUGACUCAUAAAGAGAGUGGGGGGUUUUGUGCCACCUACAUCAACUCAACAUUUUCCUUUGUGGUGAGACUUAAUCACCACCCUUGGCAUAUUAUUUCAUCGACCCUCUUGGAGUAGGAAUUCUUUACCUUUCAAACCAGCCUUAAAAGUUCUUAUAAAACAGUGUGAGGGUUUUUUCCUGAAUUUGGUGAAAGUACAUAGGUGGUCCAAUGCAGCAAGGUUUUCAGUGUUAUUAUUUAAAAGAUAACCUUUACCUGAGGACCAUGGAAGAGAGAGUUUCCAUUUGCUAAGGACAUAACUCUGACAUGAGAUGUGUCACCUGGAGAGUUGAAAUCCAUCAGCUGAAGGUAGAGGACCAUCCCCCAGGUUCUCACUGCAGGUGGUGUGUGCUGAGGGGGAAACUGGGAGCUCUUAGCCACAGUGAUCAAGGAUGUGAGUGGGCAAAGUUUGUCAGAGACAGUGGCUAUAUUAGACAGAGUCAGGGAAGACAGACAUGCCUUUGGGAACAUCAGAUCUCUCCUUAUAACCUGUUUGUGUAACCUCUGUGACUGUCUCUUGUGGGGAGAGAGAUCAUAUGAAGUAGACUGUACUUGUCAAGCAGAAAAUACUGCAUGGGAGAAGACUGCAAGGUGGAAAUGAAAACACACAGGUGGCGAUGCAAUGGGUACAGGAGGCAAUGGAAGAAGGGGUAGGAGAACAGAGCCACCCCAGGUUGUUGGGAGUUAAAAAGAGGACAUGAGUUACACUAGAAAGCUGGGGCAGAAAGCGUGUGACAUUUUUUCUGAAGAAAUUCUUGAAAUGAUGUGGGGGAAGGGCAGAAAGGAAGGUAUUCUGAAGCUCAGCACUUAAAGAUAAAACCUAGUGUGAAGAGAGGCCGGGGAAGGCAUUUGGUAAGAGUCUCCUCAUUUCUCUAUUACAAAGGCAGGCAGAAUCAAGGAAGAUGAAGGAAGGGGGAAAAUUGAAAGGACUGAAGUGAACCAUUGGUAAAUAUCAAAGAAGGAAGCGUAGGGAAGGGAGGCUGCUUCCACGUUGACAGAAAGGCAGAAGUCCUCUUUGGGUCCUCUGGGGGACCUGGAAAUUGACUGAGUCACAAGUGGGUUCUACAAGAUGGGUGACAGAGAACAUCCUGUUAGGAAGGAGCUGUCUGACCAUACCUAAUAUAAAUAUAGGCUGUUUUCAUUCUGGAUCUGUUUGUCCUAAAAUGCACUGCAGGUGCAGCAGCUCUGCUCUGAAGAUAUGGAGGCUGCAGCUGUCUGGACCUUCCAGUACCACCCUCCUUUUGCCAGAAUUAACCCCAUAUUGUCUCUUCUCCUGCACUGUGGGUCCUCAGCCCAGCUCCAGUCAUCCUCCUUAUCGACUGCAGCUGCCUGAUAACUGGGACACAGCUCAAGAAAAGGACUUAGCAGUCACCUGCAAAGAUAUUCUUCUGGAAGCAGAGGCACUAGUGAGCCCUGUGGAAGGAGUAUGCUGGGAGAGGCACCAGCAGGGAGGGAGAAGAGCACAGGCUCCAAGACGCAGCGAAAGAGCUCUCAGGAUGCCAGAGCCAGCAAAGUCAACCUCAGCUCCCAAAAAGGGCUCCAAGAAAGCCGUGACAAAGACCCAGAAGAAGGGUGAUAAGAAGCGUCACAAAAGCAGGAAAGAGAGCUACUCCAUCUAUGUCUACAAGGUGCUGAAGCAGGUCCACCCUGACACGGGCAUCUCCUCCAAGGCCAUGGGCAUCAUGAACUCCUUCGUCAAUGACAUCUUUGAGCGCAUUGCUGGGGAAGCCUCCCGCCUGGCCCAUUACAACAAGCGUUCCACCAUCACGUCCCGGGAGAUUCAGACCGCCGUGCGCCUGCUGCUGCCCGGGGAGCUGGCCAAGCACGCGGUCUCAGAGGGCACCAAGGCUGUCACCAAGUACACCAGCUCCAAAUAGCCAGCGUCCCCUGUGCAGCGGGACACCCAGCACCGGGCCCUGCGCGCCAGCACGGGUAGGCAGCCAUGGUCUGGGUGAAUGGUCCCAGCUAUUAUCCACAGCAAUUCGCAGCCUGGGCGUGGGCAUGAGAAGCUGCCCAGGGGAAGAGGAGACAGCGAUCUGGAUGUCAGCUGAUUUUCAUCAUCUGUUCAGGAUGUGGGAAGGAUUUGCCAAGGCUGGUAGUGGAGGCCCCUGCUUUUACAUCUCAUUCAAAGGACUGACCAGCCGUGGUAUAUCCAGUCUCCUCUGUGCUUGGCAAACAUUCACGUUUGGCACUGGGAGGGGGGACUGGCAGCGGGAACACAGAGACACCAUCACUGAAGUCUUCCUGUUUGACUGCUUCUCACAGUCAUCUGAUGUGGGUACUGAAGAGUCAGCGCUGCAUCCUCUCUCUCAGAGCCUGAAUCCCUCCUGGUGUGCAGUGGCUCAGCCCACCCUGUGCUGGCAGAAGUGGCAUCAACAGCUACAGGCACAUAUUGAUUCAACAGCUAUCUGUGCUUGACAGCCUGUUUUAAAGAGCAAGCCUGGCAGGCAGGCAGAUGCCCAUGUUGAUACCAAGCACUAAUCCUCCUCCUUGCUCCUGAUGGAUGAGCCAUGGAGCAGGAUGAGGGUGCUGGUGCUGGAGCUGCCCACUGCCUCCCACCUUGUGCUGAGGUGGAGGGAUGGACAAGGUGGGAUGUUGGGAGUGGGUCUCUGUCUUGCCUGGCUGCUGCUUUGCCUGCCUUAGGACUUGCUUUGGCAUGCAAGACAUUGCUAAUUCUGCUGCUUUUCAGAGACUUUUCCUGCCUUGAUGCUGCCUGGGUUUUCCCUUCCACCAUAAGUGUGGGCAAGAUGGGGUGGUGCCCAAGGGGGUCCCCUCUCCUGUGAGCAAUAGGGUGGUGCAGGACAAACAGCACAGAAGUUUUGGGCAGGGACUGAGGAUUUGGGAAGGCAUCUGGUGUGGGAGCACAGUGGUUAGUGCAUUUUGAGGGGUGGGAGGAAGCUGGCUCCCCACACAGAUCACUGCAGGCAUCUUGCCUGGCUCUGCCCUCCCUAAUUCAUUCAGCAGUUAGAAAUCAAAAGCAAAAUUGGGGGCUGGGUAGAUAUACAGGGACACUUGCCUGCAUCCCAGAUAUUUAAAAUAUUAAAUAGUUUUAAACUACUUCAGAUACUCCCCAUAUCUUUUCAAAGUCCACAGUAAGGUGAGCAAUAAUAAAAUCAUGAUAAAGCCAUAGAGGUUAAGGGAGGAAUGCCUUAGUUACAGGUUUAUCUUGCCCAGACUGCUGGAUAGCAGAAGGGCCUGUGUAGAACUGGUGUGAAGUUGAAGCUUCCUACUCAAAACACAAAAUUAGCCAACAUAAAAAAAAAAAAAUCAAAGCCUCUGGUAGGCAGUAACACUCAAAUAAAAAAGAUUCAUGUCUAAAAUAACAACAGCUUUCUGCAACUUACUCUGUAAAUAAAAGGAGCAGCAAGGAAAUAGGAUCCAGAACUAAGUGCAGAUUCUCCCUACCUUGUUUUUAAUUAAAAGGUAAAUUCAUACCCCAAAAUAGCAGCCAUGCAGUACAUUUCUAUCUUUCCCCUGCAUUUAUCUCUGUCCUGUUUCUUUACACUUUGAGAGUGAUUGGGACCUUUGGCAAAUUUAUGUUGCUUUUGGAGCUGUGGGACUCUGCAGCUCCAGAAGAUUGGCAUUGCAAUCAUUUUUCCAUCAUUUUGGUCUGAGGCAUAGCCCUGCUCAGAAGCCUGAGAGCAGCCUGGCUCUGGUGUGGUCUGUGUGCAGGAGUGAAGGGCAGUUUGUUCAUGGGUUGCUCACACAGCCCUGCUCUGGGCUGGAGAGGGGGCUUUCCUCCCUGCGAUUCCACACAGCUGUUUCACAGCCUGGUGCCAGCAGGAAUCUCUGCUGACAGCUCUCAGAGAGGACAAAGCCCACUUCCCUGGGUGCCAGCACCCACAGGGAGCACUCCCAGCAGCAGCCCCUGUAUUCAGUAUCAGUAGCAUUGGUAACCUGGGCCUCUUGGCCAGGACACUUUGCAGGUGACAGCUCAGUCCUUCCUUUUGUUUCCCAUCAAAUAGUCAAAAUCAGAUACCAAAGAUUAACUUGGGCCUGCAGUGGGCCUAGAGCCACCAUCCUUGACGCCUCUGCCUCAAGAAAUCCGGGCAGUGGAUGGUGCAUCGGGGCACUGCUGGGAGUGAAGGCCUGGAUGGCAUUGCUGGAGCUUUCUUCUGUCCCUAUGAGCUGCAGGCCAGAAUUCAUCCCUGUGGGGAGCUCUCCUGAAGGCAGGAAUUCAGCGUGGAAUGAACCCACUGCAGUCCAAGCAGUGUGUUUGAGCCAGGACACACAUCUCCCAGGAUCACCUGGCACAGCCUCUAAACUCUCUCUCUUUUGAGCAGAGCAGAGGCCCACUUGAGUCUCCACAGGCUGCAAGAAAACAGGAAAAUAAAAUGAGGUAUUGGCCCUCCAGGGUCUCCUGGGCAGCUCAGGGAGCCAGGAAUGAGCUGGGCACUCAGAUGAGAGCUGCUCACUCCAUAACUCCAUACUCAGAGUACUGGUCCGUUUUCUUCUGCCACUGUUGUCAUUCUCCAUUUUUGGAGAUUGUUUCAGAGAGGAGAACCAGUGAUUUAGAGCUACAAAAAUACUUGAAGGCUUAAAGAAGAUUUUUAUAUUGUCUAAAGCCAAGUGACUGAGACUGAUCAUGUCCAUGCAUUUAUAGUUUAGGUUGUCUUUUUAUGCAUCAUUUGCUAUUUACUGUCCAUUUGUUGUUUUUUUUUUUUCACUCACUCCUGACAAUGUGAAGCACAGGAUUGAGGAACUGAUCCAUUUUAAAACAAACCUUUUUUAUUUUUUUCCUUUCUUUCAAGCUUUGUUUUAACCCUGUUCUGGUGGCUGCUCUGUUGUACAGACAUUUGUGCCAGCAAAGGGAAGGGAUGAUCCAGGAAAGGCAAGACUGGUAUAAGCUAGGACUGACACAGAAAGCAUUUGGGAAGUUAAUGUACAGGACACCAUCCACAGCAGUUAAAUGGGAAUUAGUUUGCAUGUGGUGAGCUUGGGCUGAGCCUUAAUAUUAGAGCAACAGAAGGUGGUCUAAAAGUUCAAGGAUUGAUUGUCCACUAAGUAAUCUGAGGUGUGACAUACUUCACAGUUUCCUGGUAAGGAGGUUUGCUGCAGAAGAUGGAUUCUGCACUACAGGAUCAGUGUUUUUAAAGAAUACAUAUUUUCAGCUCUGGAAUUGAGAAAAUGUUUUAAAACUGAAGAAAAUAUACCAAGCCCCACUGUCCCUACCUGAUUCCUACUGCAGUCCCAAAAGUAUCUCUGGGCCAUGCCCGUGUUUUGCCAGUUAAAGUAAAUCAACUACAGAUUGAAAGUUGGAAAGGAAGAUGAAAAAGGUAAUACAGCCUUGAUACUAACCUCAUAUUAACCCCAAGGAUAUCACUGUAUUUGUUAUUUGCUAUUUGUUUUAAUGUACAAUUUAAAAGAGAAAACAAGCUGCUAUAGACCUUCUGAUUUUCCACCCUGCUUCCCCAGAAGGGCCUGAAGUCCAUCUGCCUUUCACAGCAGAGUUCUGCCUAUAGAGGAGCUGAGUGGCCACCUGCAGGGAGGCUUGCUCCUGCUCAGGACAGACAGGAUUUUAGUCAAGCAUGGGGGAAACGAGCAAAAAGAAGUGUGGAGGAUGAGUGCCUGUCCUGGACACAACUGUGUGCCCCUCAAGGGGACACUAAAGAGUCCUGCCCAGUGGGGCUGUGUGGUCUGUGCACUCUUCACUCUGUAAGAGGCAGCCCUAUGGGUAGCCCCAAGUCCUGCCAACCCCUGGAGAAGAGUUUGGCAUGGCCUCUGCAUAGCCCAGAGCAUCUGUUCCAUCAUAGCAUUUCCUGACAGUUUACAUCCAGAUCCAGUUGUUUACAGGGAAAGGAAGAAUGGGAACCGAAUAAUAAAAAUCACUUACUGACAGAAUUUGGAGAGUUUCCUGGGACCACCACCUGGGGAGCAAUCUUUCAUGCUUACUUCAUGCAUGGUAUCUCUUGGGCUUAUGUACACAGAGUUUUUCUGACAAUGAGUGUUACAUCAAGUAUGAUCCAUGUUAUAUUGCUGCUGGGUUAUGACUUUAGUGCUAAUUACCUGCUUUCUGUUAAGUGUCUAAAUAAAAUGUAACUUCCAACCUGGAAGUCAAUGGUA
Molecule: messenger RNA, 7403 nt
Organism: Passer domesticus (house sparrow)
Lineage: Eukaryota; Metazoa; Chordata; Aves; Passeriformes; Passeridae
Product: histone H2B 5-like
Exons: 2
Coding region: 2504-3217 (237 amino acids)
Cellular component (GO): nucleosome
Molecular function (GO): structural constituent of chromatin; DNA binding; protein heterodimerization activity
Source: RefSeq, a predicted model, not a curated record